AUGCUCGCACACCGCGGUACUUGGCUACAUAAUCUGCGUAUUGGGAGAGCAACAUGCUCAUGCAGGUUUAAAAGCCACAUGAAGACGUUCACCCAGAAAGAUGCCGAUAUCUUGUCGGGCCCGGAUGAGGUAUAUCCCAUGCAGAAAGAUGUCGAACUAGUAUUUUUCUGGAUUGGAUGGCUUGCUCUAUCGGUCAGAACACAUCAAGAACGGCAAGCGCGGUUAGAUAACGAGGCUACAUGUAGUCAAGAUCCAAAAUUCAAAUACCUUAGAACAGCUUGA
Messenger RNA from Morchella importuna, 282 nucleotides. RefSeq lists its product as uncharacterized. The coding region runs from base 1 to 282 and encodes 93 amino acids. The record is from RefSeq and is a predicted model, not a curated record. Lineage: Eukaryota; Fungi; Ascomycota; Pezizomycetes; Pezizales; Morchellaceae. The transcript is spliced from 4 exons.